This is a messenger RNA of Benincasa hispida (wax gourd), 588 nucleotides long. The record is from RefSeq and is a predicted model, not a curated record. Lineage: Eukaryota; Viridiplantae; Streptophyta; Magnoliopsida; Cucurbitales; Cucurbitaceae.
AUGCCCAAGUCGUCAGCCAUACAUUCUUACAUCCUUGUCACUGAUUACUUUUCAAGGUGGGCUAAGGUCGUUGCCCUGAAAGAAGCCAAGAAUGAAAAUGUGGUGGACUUUAUCUGUACUCACAUCGUCUAUCGGUACGGUAUUCCCCAUCAAAUUGUGACAUAUAAUGGCAGACAGUUCUCUAAUGGCUUGAUGGAUAAAUUAUGUAAGAAAUUUAAGUUCAAACAAUACAAGUUAUCCAUGUACAAUGCAGUAGCAAAUGGGUUGACAGAGGCGUUUAACAAGACGUUGUGCAAUCUAUUGAAGAAAAUUGUCUCUAAGUCGAAAAGAGAUGGACAAGAGAAGAUUGGAGAAACAUUAUGGGCUUAUCAGACUACUCAUCAUACCCCUAUAGAAGUUACAACAUAUUCUCUUGUUUAUGGAAUGGAAGUCGUUCUCCCUCUAAAAAGAGAGAUCCCAUCAUUAAGAAUGGCAAUGCAAGAGGGGUUAACCAUAAAAGACAAUUCCAGAUUAUGUCUUCAAAAGAUAGAAACACUUGAUGAAAAGCGACUAGAAGCUCAUAAAGCAUUGGAAUGUUACCAAGCAUGA